This is a messenger RNA of Lutzomyia longipalpis, 8155 nucleotides long. RefSeq lists its product as uncharacterized. Gene Ontology annotation, cellular component: postsynaptic membrane; plasma membrane. The transcript has 21 exons. NCBI's taxonomy places the organism in Eukaryota, Metazoa, Arthropoda, Insecta, Diptera, Psychodidae. Gene Ontology annotation, molecular function: NMDA glutamate receptor activity; transmitter-gated monoatomic ion channel activity involved in regulation of postsynaptic membrane potential. The record is from RefSeq and is a predicted model, not a curated record. The coding region runs from base 1782 to 6998 and encodes 1738 amino acids. Gene Ontology annotation, biological process: monoatomic ion transport; modulation of chemical synaptic transmission; synaptic transmission, glutamatergic.
AAAAUAGUCUUGUGGCAGCCACCAGAGCGGGCAGAGUCUCUGUGCGUUCCUCAAUAGUUCGGAUCUCUAAAGUGGUGACCAUUUGGAGGUGAUUCCCAAAAAAUCUCUGCAAAAAAAAAUUCAAAACUCUGCCCCAUUUGGAUUUAUUUUUUUCUCACAACACAAAGGAACUCCUUUUGCUUGGAUAAAAGAAAAAAAGUGUUUGAUUCUGUGUGGAAGUGCUUUUCCUUCGAUGGAUGAGCUUGGAAAAGGGGAAAACUUUAGCUGUAGGAUUACAUGACUACCAGUGUGUUACAUAAUUGCCGGUGAUCGUCUCCACAUCUAACGGAUUAAAGCUCAAACGGGAAGGCUACAAGAAAGCUUUUCUCCUUCUGUGCUUGAUAACAAAUUGGUGUUGAAUUUCAAUGUGAAUGCUUGCAGAGGAGAGAGAACAUUUGAUAAUUUAAUUCCGAGGGUGUGUUCUUCUUUUUGGACACAAAAUAUAUGUAUGUAUGUAGUCGCAUAAGAACACAAGAAGUGUAAGCUAGACCCUAAAAGUGGUACAACAUACAUAAAUUGUGAGCUUUUUUUGGGUGUGGGAUUUUUUAUUUGUUUCUCUGGUGGGGUCCUCUCGUGAGAAUUCUUUUGCGGUGUGAUUCGUUUUGGUGUGUGAGUGCGGGGGAGGGUAGCUCCGUGGGAAAGUGGUACUCCUUCAAGGACAACGCGCUUGUGGAGACCCGAGAGAUUGUCCUCGAGGGCAAUCAGGGGACAAGCGAAAGGGGCUCAGUGAUAAUCGUGAUGUGCGUGUGAAAUUGGUAGGAAAAUUAGGCCAAAUAAAUUGGUAUUUUAUAUUGUUCCCGCAGCGGAACUAGAGCAUCUUCAUUCCUUGGAUAAUUCCCUCAUUUUGUCUCUCGAAUCAUCGGUGAUGUUGGAAGGGAAGAAAGGCUGAACAUGCAUUGAUUUUUUUGUCGUUUAAAUUGUGUGGAAGCAGCUUAAUGUGGUGGGAAGAUGGAAGAGGUCUAUGGUGGAGUCAUGCUAAAUGAACCAGGUGCCACAUUAAUUGUCGACUCUGUGAUGAAUAUGGGACAGGUUCAGGGUGAAUUGUCCCAUAAAUUGCAAAUUUAAUCGAGCAUUUGGUCGUUCUGACGCGGGGGUGGGAGACUUUUGAUGGAUUUUCUUCCACAUCCCAACUGCGAGAGCCCAACAACGGUCCCUCAGCCUAAAUCACACCCACGCAGAGCAGAGGAUGGGUGAUGUUGGCAAAAAUUGCAUUUUCGCCGAGUACAGUGUGAUUGUGAUAUACCGCGCUACUGAAUGCGCCACGUAGGUAAAGAUAGGGGAUGAUGGACGUGAUCGAGUACUAUCGAGAUAGGGCAUCCACUUCACAUGAUUCCUUAUGAUACGUGCAAGAUUCGGAGAACUCAAGAGUCGUGCAUUUGAGUGGUUUGUGUGGUAAAAUUUCUGUGUUGUGUGUGUUGUUUUUUUUUUCCUAUACUCCGGUGGUGCUCGGUGGUUUCGAAUUUCUAUAGAAUUGCUGUUGUUGGGGGUGCUAAAACGUAUCCCACCCGCAGCUUUUACGCCAUAUAUAGCUUGGGGAUACAUAAAAAAAAGUGCUAAAGUGCGGUGUGGUGCUCGCUUUUCCUAUCUACACCCACAUUUUACUGUGCGAUGUUCUCAUCUGCCAAAGGGGCGCAAUGGGAAAGCAUAGAGAGUCUUAAAUGCCAGUGAUUGGAUGGUAUAGAGUGGCCAAAAGGAUUAGGCAAACACAGAGAGCCCGAUAAGAGAGCCACAUAGUCGAAAACAUGUUCACAGCAUCGAUUUAUGUAUUGUCACUCGCCGCAAUUCUCUGCCAUGGCUUCUCAUCUCCGAAUGUAUCCAAAUCACUAAAUCCCACCGCACAGCAUGAUGCUACACCCAGGGCUGAGGCACUUUCGAGUUCCGGAAGUGCUCCUCCGGAACAGGCCGAUCUACCAGUCUUUCCCCACCGAUCGGAUGCUGUGUAUUUUAUUGUAGCGGCCGUCGGAGGUGCCCGCACGUGGAGCCGCAUUCUGGGGCGUACACUCCUCGACAUGGGACCACCAUUCAGCAGCCCCCAAGGACCACCCCUUCGACCUAUCUAUGUGGAUCUACCGCAGAACGGCAGAUUCUCCUCGAAACUCCUAACGUCACUGUGCCAGAAGAGCGAGAAUCAACCAUUGACUGGAAUUAUUGUGAUCGGCGAGGGACAAUCCGCUCGUGCCACGGCACUCUCUGGGUCAGCAAUGAAGCUGCCGGUGCUAUGGGCAAAGGGCGGAACCGCCAGCCUUAAUGGAUUGCACAAAGAGAUCCAAACACCUUUUCAAGCGAUGCUGCAACCGUCCUCCAAGGAAAUUCUCGAAGCAAUAAGAGCACUGUUUAUACAGACUCACUGGCAUUCAUUCUUUAUCAUGUCGGAUGUGGAGGCGUCAAUGAUGCUGGGAGGAAGUGAAGGUGCACCACUGAGAGAUCCACCACUUGUUCCUACAAUUUUACCGCUUCCGGCAAACAACGAUGAUGUGUUCAGGCAAUUGGCCCAAGUGUCUAAAUCAACGAGGGGUGUUGUACUUCUACUGUGCGACUUGUUGGCUGCCCGGAGAGUCAUGGCGGAAGCACAGCGACUAAAUAUGGUUGGGGGUCACUUUAUAUGGCUGUGGGCUGACCCUAGUUCAUCCACGGAAUUCUACGAUGUUACACAGCCGGCUGAUGUGGAGCUGAGCGAGAAGCUGGCCAAUGAAAAUCCCGAAUUUUCAACGGCAAUCCGAAGGGAAAGUGAUUCGUGGUUUGAUCCAGUCGAUGGGACGCUUUCGCAUCACUUGGAUGAUCUCGAGGAGCGCCGGGCGGAUUUCGAUGAGUACGGUGUGAGAAAGAAGCAAAAGGAUAAAUCUCGAAUACUUCCGCGGCAAUUUGGGGGGCAGAUUAUGGGGCUCACAAGCAAGAGUGGGAUAAAGCCUGUGAGACGGAAACGAGAUGAUGGGAGAAAUUCUUCAAAGUCACCAUUUGCUGAUGAAUCCUCGUCUAAAUCCGCGGAAGCAAAUUCGGAUGACUCGAGAAGCGAAGAAAGCCCAGAGGAUGGCACAAAAAGCCCGCAAGAGGAUACAGCCAGCAGCGAAGCGAGUGACAUCAAUCCCGUGCACAAUGACAAUAAACAUUCCAGCGCAAUACCAAUCGAUGGUGUUGCAGCAGAUGGGAGCAAAUUAAAACGAAACCCCUUCCUACAUCCCAAUGACACAGCACACGUGCUCUUUCACCACUUCAAUGACUUUCCAGUGGGCUUCCUGGCACUACGCCCCGUCCGCAUGGCCGUUGAUCGACAUUUUGUUCGUUCAGCUGUGCGUCUCUUUGCCCACACAUGGGCCACCGUUGAACUAGAGGCUGGCACUCUACGACCCGAUGGGACGGUACAAGAGUCCCAGACACCACGAAAUCGCCAAGGGAUCCGAGCACGGGACCCACAAUGGCCAGAGAGGCGAUCCAAUAGGAAGAUAGAGCGUCGGAGGCGCGCGGCCAAAAGUGAAGUUAACAGUAGUUUUACGGGAAGAACUUUAACACAUAGUGACUUAAGUGUAGAUUUAAGUAGUAGAAUUACACGUGACAACACAAGUGGCUUAAAUGUUAAUGAAACAAGCAAUAACCAUGACGCACUGACGCUCAAUCGUUAUGUGAAAGUGAGCAUGGCCAAGCGACAGAAUACAUGGUGGGCCGUGAAUACUACGGACACCCCAUCGGGACAGAUCAAAAGCACAACUCCCGAAAGGGUUGGGAGGAGACUGAGUGCACCCCAAUACCGUGGAGGGUGCUUUGGUACCUCAAGCAAGGUGGAUAUUCGACGAGCGGAAUAUUUCGCGAGAAUCCUUCGGGAGAACACAAAACUCGCAAUGUCGGGAAAUAUCUUAGUGGAUGGGACGACGGAAAAGCCUCUAGUUACACACUUUGAAAUCCUCAAUCUCGUUCCGAGUGAUAUGAAAUUGCGCCAGUCGCCGGAAUAUCGGACAGACAGUGAGCACGAGGAUGAUGGUGGUCGGAAGUGGCGCCGGGUGGGGUUAGUGUCGGGUACGGACGUUCACCUGGAUACAAUUGUAUGGCCAGGUGGGGAUAUUGUGGUGUCGGGACUCUCGGCACGACCACGUUCAGUUUUUCGUGUGGUAACCGCCCUCGCACCCCCCUUUGCCAUGGAAUCCGAUCUCGAUGAAGACGGAUUGUGCCUGAGAGGACUGUACUGUCACCAAUUGUCCAGCACAGGUCGACACAAUCUCUCGUUGAUGUUCAAUGAGUUAGAAACGAGAAAUCGACUCGUUAAAGGUGUUCAUGAGCAGACAAGUCGUUCCAAUGCGGCGUACUCUCCAUCAAGUGGGGACAAGGAGACUCAUCAAAAUGAAGCCAAUUACAAGACAAAAUGUUGCUACGGUUUGUCAAUGGACCUCCUUGAAAAUAUUGCAAUGGAACUAGGAUUUGAGUUUCACCUCUACAUCGUACGUGAUGAGCUUUACGGCACGAAAAUGCCAUCUCGACAGUCAUGGGGAGGUCACAAAUCCCCAAGCAAUCCCAUUGCGGAAGACACGAAGAAUCUUCCCGUAGCUACAGGUCACAAAUCACCCACUGAUGGAGAUGAUGACCUGGAAAAGAGAUAUCGCUCAAAUAGUGAUCCAAAUAAUAUUUUUGGGCGAAAGAAUCAAAAGAAAUUCUUCACAACAUCUGGUCAGAGGAUAGAUGCAGAUGCGGAUACAGUUAACAUUCGAAGUUCCACAGAACGUCGUAGCCUUAGGGGGGAUCAGUGGAAUGGAAUCAUUGGGGAUUUAGUUUCAGGCUCAGCAGACAUGUCCUUUGCGGCCCUCAGUGUGUCCAAAUCUCGUGCUGAGGCCAUCGAUUUCAGCGUGCCGUACUUCCACAGCGGUGUAUCCCUCCUUGCAGCCCCAAAGACCAAAUCCGACAUCCCCUUGCUGGCAUUCCUCCUACCAUUCUCCCCCGAACUCUGGAUUGCCAUCUUCACGUCUCUCAACAUCACCGCCAUCGCCGUGGCGGUGUACGAGUGGCUGAGUCCGUUUGGCCUAAACCCAUGGGGGCGACAGCGGAGCAAAAACUUCAGCAUGUCCUCAGCUCUGUGGGUGAUGUGGGGACUCUUGUGUGGUCAUUUGGUGGCCUUCAAAGCACCCAAGUCGUGGCCCAAUAAAUUCUUAAUCAACGUUUGGGGUGGCUUCAGUGUGAUAUUUGUAGCAUCGUACACCGCCAACAUUGCUGCCCUUAUAGCUGGAUUGUUUUUCCACAAUGCUGCCAACAAGUACGAUGCAUCGCUGCUAACACAGCGUGUUGGAGCACCGAUUGCGUCAGCUGCAGAGACGUAUAUACAGAAAAACGAUAAGCACUUGUGGGAGCACAUGCGGAAGUACUCAUUGCUCAACAUAGAGGAGGGUAUUCGUGGUUUAAAAAAUGGCUCUUUGGACUUGCUUAUGGCAGAUUCUCCCAUACUCGAUUACUAUCGUGCCACUGAUCAUGGAUGCAAUUUGCAGCGCAUUGGUGAAACGUAUGUGGAAGAUACUUAUGCCAUUGGAAUGACAAAAGGGUUCCCACUGAGAGAUUCAAUAUCAGCAUUGAUAGCAAAAUAUUCGAGUAAUGGAUACUUGGACAUCCUCACGGAGAAAUGGUAUGGGGGUCUACCAUGCUUUAAGCUGAGCAUUGAGAUUGCUCAACCACGUCCACUUGGAGUUGCUGCCGUGGCGGGAGUUUUUCUUCUUCUGGGUCUGGGCAUGAUCCUUGGUUGCCUUAUUCUCAUCUUCGAGCAUUGGUUCUACAAGUACGCUCUGCCCAUUCUUAGGCACAAACCCAAGGGAACUGUGUGGAAGAGUAGGAACAUCAUGUUCUUCAGUCAGAAAUUGUAUCGAUUUAUUAAUUGUGUGGAAUUAGUGUCGCCACAUCAUGCGGCUCGUGAAUUAGUGCACACGCUGAGGCAGGGACAAAUUGCCAGCUUGUUCCAGAAGAGCAUAAAGAGGAAGGAAGAUGAACAGCGGCGCCGUAGGAAGAGCAAAGCACAAUUCUUCGAGAUGAUUCAGGAAAUUCGAAGAAUAAAUUUCCUGUCCAGAGUGCAGCAGGAGGAGCGGGAGACAGCACUGCCCGUUGUUGAGGAAAUUGGGUCAAAUUUGGAAAUGGCCGAGGCGGCAGCGCAUGAGAAUCCACCGAAGCACCCCAAAGUGAGUCCAAAGCCGAAGCUUUUUGCAAAAAAGGACUCUAGGUCCCGAUCGAAUUCGUCUGGGCUCAAUGUGCGGCGCUUCAGUACGGAUAGUAUUCUGGGUGAGAGAAUGGACACAAUUGGUCGACGACUCAGCAGGGAUAUCUCCUAUUCCCCACCGGAUCUUGGACAUCGAUUUGAGACAUUUGGGAAGAGUCUAAGCGGCGGAAGUUCAUCCAAAUUCGACACGUACGCUGUGAAGAGGGUCCCUUCGGAGGGUGAUCGUGGGAAGUUUGAUACUUUCAGUGGGACAAGGAGUAGCCUACCCGAGGAACCUGAUAUUAUUGCGAAGAAAUUUACAAACAGAAGGACACCUCUAAAUCUCGAUGUUUACGGUGGGAGGAGAUCGCAGGACAAUCUCGACACAAUGACCGAACUGAAGGAGAGACUAGCACCACCAAUUUGCAUCCUCGAGCCCGAGAGUGCAGUACUCAGGGAUAGAUUGCAUGAGGAAUUGAAGGAAAAAUAUGGAGAACCCGAGAAGAGUAACCAAAUCCGACGGAGUAAGUCGCAACAGCAGGAUCUGUCACCAGCGACGGCUUCACGGAGCAGGAAUACUCUCGAUGUGGUCAGCAAGAGUCAGCAUACAACACCAUCGCCAAAGAGGACAAAGAGAGAUUUAGAGUACGCAAGAACACCAAAGACCCCUGGAAAGACAAAUGGGAAGAAAUUCUCCCUGGAACGCCUAUCGAAGGAAGAGCUAAUGCGCCUCUCACACAGUUCCCAGGAUGAGAUUCAUGAGUACCUCGAGAAGGACAUUCAAUCACCAAAACCCCCUUGACGGAAGGAUUCCUACGAGGAUGAAACCUCAUGGAUUUGAUUGCAUCGCACACGGGGCGAUUCCUAAUGGGCCGGGAAUCACUCUUUUUUUGGACAAAAAAACAACUCAUUGCAAUUUCAACCACACGCUGGACAGGGUGAGACGCAACAUUUUUUUUGGGUGCGCCAACGCUUGUGGGAAUUUUUGCUUGCUGACGACAAAACAUUGAAGAAGAAAAAAAAACAAUUUCCUAUGAAAAAUCAUAAAUUGAAAGAAAACAAAACAAAUUUAUAAUCAAAACUCGUGAUCACAUCACGAAGACCUUAGAAAUUAUUCGCUUAAUAUUUUUUUAAAUAGUCAUUUGGGAUAGUUUUUCUUUUAUUCAUUAGAAUCGAGUGCGAUGCUUCCACCUGUGUAGCAUCGUAAACUCACCUUAGUUAAUAAAUAAAAUAUACAAAAAAAACUGCAACGACCAUUUUAGACUCUAGCUGACAAAGAUAUUUAUAUUAGCUAACAAAAAAAGUAUAGGCGUGGAAUUAAAAUUCUAUUUGCGAGGAAAAAUAAAUAUUAUGUACUAAAGACAUCUUAUUUCAACAAAAAAAAAAUAACUAAAAUAAUAUAAAAAAUAUUUCUCUAUGAGACGAAUUUUAGCCUUGAAACACUUUUAAGAAUGAGAUUUUAGCAUUAAUAGAGCGAUUAAAAUUAAUAUCCCCACGUAGAAGAAAAAAAAAUGAGGAUUUAAAACAAUUUUGUAGUGAAUGGUUGUCAAUUUCAAAUUAAAAAAAAAACAUUGUGCUCCAAAGUAGGGAGGACUCUUAAUGAAAAAAAAACUAUUUAGUAAAUUGAAAAAAUAAAUAAAUGGAAACAAACAAUGCAUUUUGGCUUAAAUGUUUUCUUUUUCACUUGAUGAAAAUAAUAAUAAUAAAAAAAUUAUCUCUCUGGUGAAAAAAAUACAUUAGAAUCCUAAUCAAAAAGGAAAAUUAAAAUGAAAUUAUAAAGGGAUACUAUCUUUAAAAAAAAAAUACUAAAUGAUAUUUCGAAAGAAAAAAAAUUAUCUUAUAUAGAGAGGAUAUGAGAUAUCGAUAGAUAUAUUUUUAUCGCACAAUUUCAAAACUUACAAAAAAAAAAGAUUUUUUGUAUAAUAAAUUGAAAAAUUAAAAAAAUAAACCUCAAAAAAA